GAAAAGCUAAGUCACCAACCCAGGGCAAUGAAGAAAAUCAGAGAACUCUUGGCCUACCGCCGGUUCUUCCUCAUUGUUUUUACUCCCCUUCUACUGCUUCCAUUGCCUCUCAUCAUCAAAACCAAAGAAGCAGAAUGUGCAUACACAUUGUUUGUGGUUGGUGUCUUCUGGCUCACAGAAGCUUUGCCUCUGGCUGUUUCUGCAUUAAUUCCUGCUUUAAUGUUUCCACUGUUUGGAAUAUUGUCUUCAAAAAAGGUGGCAUCUGCUUAUUUUAAAGAUUUUCACCUGCUCUUGACUGGCAUAAUUUGCCUGGCAACAUCAAUUGAAAAAUGGAAUUUGCACAAGAGAAUUGCCCUGAAAAUGGUGAUGCUGGUGGGUGUUAACCCUGCAUGGCUCACCCUUGGUUUUAUGAUCAGCUGUGCAUUUCUAUCGAUGUGGCUUAGCAACACUUCUACUGCUGCUAUGGUAAUGCCAAUUGUAGAGGCGGUGGCUCAGCAAAUCACUAGUGCAGAAGCUGAAGUAGAUGCAAUGGAUAUGACAUAUGCAAAUGGAACCACUAAUCCUGCCCUGGAACUUGAAGAAAACAUUAGUGAGUGUGAAACAGCUGACUGGAAAUCCACUAAAGUUGAAGGAUACAGCAAUGGCACUGCUCAAGCUGUGUGUGAUAUUGAAAAUGAAAAGAAUUCAGAACUGAGCCAGUCUGAAAGACAGUACCGGAACAAAAAAGACCACAUGAUAUGUAAAAUCAUGUGCUUGUGUGUUGCCUAUUCAUCCACUAUUGGAGGAUUGACUACCAUCACUGGGACAUCAACCAACUUAAUAUUUGCAGAACAAUUCAAUACACGAUAUCCUGGUUGCCAAUGCAUUAAUUUUGGAUCCUGGUUUAUUCUUUGCAUACCAAUCACUGUUAUUAUUUUAAUACUCUCCUGGGUUUGGCUUCUGUGGCUUUUUUUGGGUUUCAACUUGAAAGAAAUGUUCCAAUGUGGCAAGGCAAAGUCACCUAGAGAACAAGCUUCGGCACAAGUAAUCAAAGAAGAAUACAAGAAACUUGGAUCAAUAAGCUACCCUGAAGUUGUCACCCUUGUCUUGUUCAUUCUGAUGGCCCUGUUAUGGUUUACUAGAGAUCCUGGAUUCAUCCCUGGCUGGUCUUCUUUAUUUCCAAAAUAUCCAGGCUUUGCUACAGAUUCAACAGUGGCUUUAUUAAUUGGGCUCCUCUUCUUCAUUAUUCCUGCAAAAAGAUUGUCUAGAACUUCAAAUGGAGAAAACAUUGUUUUUGAUUACAGUCCACUGAUAUCUUGGAAGGAAUUUCAAGAAUGCAUGCCCUGGGAAAUUGCCAUCCUUGUUGGUGGUGGUUUUGCGCUGGCUGAUGGCUGUGAGGACUCAAAACUUUCAGCCUGGAUUGGAAGCAAAUUAACCCCAUUAGGAUCACAACCCAUAUGGCUAAUAAUUCUCAUUUCAUCUUUGAUCGUGACCACAAUAACUGAAGUAGCUAGCAAUCCUGCUACAAUCACUAUAUUUUUGCCUAUCUUAGCUCCCUUGGCUGAAGCCAUCCAUGUUAACCCACUUUAUAUAUUGAUACCAACAACCCUCUGUACAUCAUUUGCAUUUUUGCUACCAGUAGCAAACCCACCCAAUGCCAUUGUAUUUUCUUAUGGUCACCUGAAAGUUAUUGAUAUGGUAAAAGCUGGACUUGGUAUAAACAUCAUUGGAGUUGCUGUUGUGAUGCUCGCCAUUAUGACAUGGGCACAGCCAAUGUUCAACCUCUCUACAUAUCCACCGUGGGCACCUGCGCCUUCUGCUACUAAUAUCAGUGUACAUUAAAGGAAGAAGAGCAUGUUGCUUUCCUUCUUUCUCCCAGUGAUGGUGCUAGUUGAUAGAUUUGUAUGGCACAAUACAGUUAUGAUCUAGGAUAAGUUGCGCUUCAUAGUUCCUUGUCCUAAGUACUGGUACCAGUUAUCUGGAAAGCCAUAAAACAAGAAUGUUACAACCUGAAUAAUGCACAGAAAGUAAGUCUGUACAAAUGAUCAGUCAAUUCUUCCUGUUAAGACUGUAUCACCAGAGCUAGAAAAUGGCAUUUGUACAUUAUGCACAUUCAUUAUGAAUGAUAAUUUGUCCUUGUUUUGGGAUCACAAAAUAAAAUAGUAUGAUUGUUAGAAGAAUGAUAGAAGAACUAUACAUGGGCAGACAGAUAGACAGACUAACGGAUGAGAAACAAAUUUAAUUUAUUAGUCAGUAAGUCUCUUUGUCUCAUCUUCUUCCAAGAUGCUGACACUUUAUGUAUUCAUAGGAUAUAUUUCAUACUAUCAACUAACACUCCCCC
Messenger RNA from Pseudonaja textilis, 2320 nucleotides. RefSeq names its product solute carrier family 13 member 1 (gene SLC13A1). Lineage: Eukaryota; Metazoa; Chordata; Lepidosauria; Squamata; Elapidae. Gene Ontology annotation, molecular function: sodium:sulfate symporter activity. Gene Ontology annotation, biological process: sodium ion transport; sulfate transmembrane transport. The record is from RefSeq and is a predicted model, not a curated record. Gene Ontology annotation, cellular component: plasma membrane.